Molecule: messenger RNA, 303 nt
Organism: Ascoidea rubescens DSM 1968
Lineage: Eukaryota; Fungi; Ascomycota; Saccharomycetes; Ascoideales; Ascoideaceae
Exons: 2
Coding region: 1-303 (100 amino acids)
Source: RefSeq, a predicted model, not a curated record
AUGAGUGAAAAACAUCACUAUUCUCCUCAAGACGAUUACAAUAGAGCUGGUCUUCCCCAGUAUCCAGCUUCCUCUCAACAAGGCAACACUAGUAGCCAAUAUUACAAUCGACCUCCAGCACCUCAGCAGUAUAAUCAACAAUAUGCUACACAAAACAGGCAUUAUGGAGGUCAACCACCACCUCAAAGCUAUGGUCAGCCAGUUUAUGUUCAGAAAAAGCCUCCAUCUAGUGAUUCCAGUAGUUGUUUAGCUGCCUGUUUAGCUGCUUUGUGUUUAUGUUACUGUUGUGAUGCUCUUUGUUAG